Molecule: messenger RNA, 1347 nt
Organism: Sciurus carolinensis (gray squirrel)
Lineage: Eukaryota; Metazoa; Chordata; Mammalia; Rodentia; Sciuridae
Product: protein NipSnap homolog 3A-like
Cellular component (GO): mitochondrion
Source: RefSeq, a predicted model, not a curated record
AAACCCGGGAUGUGAAAAGCAAGCCUGCCCGCCACGCGGCCACCAGCCUCCUUCCUGCGCAGACACGCGCGCUGCACACGGAACACUCGCACUUCUGCGCCGGGCGGCGGCGUGGAGCCCAGGAAGGGGGAACCGAGCGAGCUCGGCCUUCAGCUAAUUCUAACCUCAACUCUGACGUGUGCAGCAAGAACCAGAGGAAACGAAGGGGAGCCCCAGGGUCAGGGGCCACCACACUCCUGACACCGCCCCGGGGGCGCGCCUCCAGGGCCGGGGGCGGAGCUGGCCCGUCCAGUCCCGCCCAGCGCCGCGCCCUCCAGUCAGGAAGCCACAGGAGGAGCGUCUCGCACCCGACGCCCGCUGGCUGCCUUCCUCUGCGUCCCGCGCCGCGCCAUGCUGGCCCUCCGGAGCUGCCUGGCGGCGACUCGGGCCUCGCGCACAGUCGCGCCUCAGGGUUGCUGAGCCUGGCCUCGAACUUGACCAUCUUCCUCCUUCAGCAUAUGGAGUCGCUGGGAUUACAGGUGUGCUCAUCUUUUGCUACAGGCCCCAGGCAAAAUGAUGGAACAUUCUAUGAAUUUCGUACCUAUUCUCUUAAACCCUCAAAGAUGAAUGAGUUCUUGGAAAACUUUAAGAAAAAUGUGCAUCUUCGGACAGCUCACUCUGAAUUGAUUGGAUAUUGGAGUGUAGAAUUUGGAGGCAGAAUAAAUAAAGUGUUUCACGUUUGGAAGUAUGAUAAUUUUGCUCAUCGAACUGCAGUUCGGAAAGCCUUGGCUGAAGAUAAGGAAUGGCAAGAACAAUUCCUCAUUCCAAAUUUGGCUCUCAUUGAUAAACAAGAGAGUGAGAUUACUUACCUGGUGCCAUGGUGCAAAUUAGAAAAGCCUCCAAAAGAGGGAGUCUAUGAACUGGCUACUUUUCAAAUGAAACCUGGUGGCCCAGCUCUGUGGGGUGAUGCUUAAAGGGCAAUCAAUGCCCAUGUUGAUCGAGGCUACACAAGACUAGUUGGUGUUUUCCACACAGAAUAUGGAUCACUCAACAGAGUUCAUGUUCUGUGGUGGAAUGAGAGUGCAGAUAGCCGUGCAGCUGGGAGGCAUCAGUCUCACGAGGAUCCCAGAGUUGUGGCGGCGGGUAAGCUAUUUCACUAGGCAUGGGUUAUUUUUAGAACAAACUCCAUUGACUCAAUAACUUUAUAUGCUUUCCUGUGAAAUGUUUUUCCAGUCCGGGAAAGUGUCAACUACCUAGUGUCUCAGCAGAAUGUGCUUCUGAUUCCUACGUCAUUUUCACCAUUGAAAUAGUUUUCUACUGAAACAUAGAAGAUUUCAUUAUCUGGUAUAAGAUGUGUCUGCUAACGGU